AUGGCUCCUCCUCUGUCCUAUGCGCUGUUCGCGCUCGCUCUCAGCCCGGCGGUCAUGGCAGACCCUCUGCUGAAAUCGCGCGCAACGGCCAGCCUGAGCAGCUGGCUGGCCACGGAGACGUCGUAUGCGCUCGAGGCUAUCCUGAACAACAUCGGCUCGUCGGGUGCGUGGGCGCAAUCAGCCAGCCCAGGCAUCGUCGUGGCCAGUCCCAGCACGAGCGAUCCAGAUUACUACUACACCUGGACGCGAGACUCAGCGCUGACCUUAAAGGUGCUGAUCGACCUCUUCAAGAACGGCAACUCCAGCCUCCAGGGCGUGAUCGAGGAGUAUAUCGAUGCGCAGGCCUAUCUCCAGACGGUAUCCAAUCCGUCUGGCACCCUGUCUACGGGUGGCCUGGGGGAGCCCAAGUUCAAUGUCGACAAAACCGCAUUUACCGGCAGCUGGGGGCGUCCGCAGCGAGAUGGUCCGGCCCUGCGAGCUACUGCGCUGAUUUCUUUUGGCGAAUGGCUGAUUGAUAAUGGCUAUUCGACGUAUGCGUCUGAUAUUGUGUGGCCCAUUGUGCGCAAUGAUCUGUCAUAUGUCGCACAGUAUUGGAACGAGACCGGUUACGAUCUCUGGGAGGAAGUCGACGGGUCUUCGUUCUUUACCGUCGCCGUCCAGCAUCGCGCGCUGGUUGAGGGAGCCAACUUUGCCAGCGCACUGGGAACGUCAUGCGACUACUGUACCUCUCAGGCUCCUGAGAUCCUCUGCUACCUGCAGUCCUUCUGGACGGGGUCCUACAUCUUGGCCAACUUCCAGAGCAGCCGCUCAGGAAAGGACGUCAACACCAUCCUAGGCAGCAUCCACACGUUCGACCCUGAAGCGGCCUGCGAUGACACCACCUUCCAGCCCUGCUCACCAAGAGCACUCGCGAAUCAUAAAGUGGUGGUGGAUGCCUUCCGAGACCUCUACACUAUCAACAACAAUGCCGCUGAAGGUGUAGCCGUGGCUGUGGGUCGGUAUCCUGAAGACACAUACUAUAACGGCAACCCGUGGUUCUUGUGUACGCUUGCUGCAGCCGAGCAGCUGUAUGAUGCUCUGUAUCAGUGGAACAACAUUGGAUCCAUUACCAUCACCGACGUCUCUUUGGAUUUCUUCCAGGACUUGUAUAGCGAUGCCGCGGUGGGCACGUACUCUUCCUCGAGCUCCGAGUACAGUGCGAUCGUCGAUGCCGUGAAGACCUACGCCGACGGAUUCGUGAGCAUCGUGGAAAACUAUGCACUGACGAAUGGAUCUCUGUCCGAGCAAUACUCCAAGACGGACGGGACACAGGAGUCCGCUCGCGAUCUCACCUGGUCGUAUGCUGCCCUGCUAACGGCCAACAUGCGUCGCAACUCGAUAGUGCCCGCAGCCUGGGGUGAGACGGCUGCCAGCAGUGUGCCGGCGACCUGUGUGUCCACGUCGGCCACAGGCAUCUACAGCACUGCUACGGACACAGCCUGGCCGAGCACGUUGACUGCAGCCACAACGACAGCAACAGCGACGACAACGACAACGACAACCACGAGCAAGACCACAACAAGCACAGGAACAUCCACCAUCUCAACAACCUCCUCCUCAUCAUCAUGUACGACCCCAACAUCCGUAGCCGUAACCUUCAAGCUAACCGCAACAACCUACUACGGAGAAAACAUCAAGAUGUCAGGCUCAAUCCCGCAGCUCGGCGACUGGGACACAGACGACGCAGUGGCCCUGAGCGCAGCAAACUACACGAGCACUGACCCGCUGUGGUUCGUCACCAUCAACCUGCCCGCAGGCGAGUCAUUUGAGUACAAGUACAUCCGCAUCGAGAGCGACGGGACGAUCGAGUGGGAGAGUGAUCCGAACCGGUCGUACACGGUUCCUGCGGCUUGUGGUGAGACGGCUGCUGUUGAGAGCGAUACGUGGCGGUAA
Messenger RNA from Rasamsonia emersonii CBS 393.64, 1932 nucleotides. Its product is annotated as Glucan 1,4-alpha-glucosidase. The transcript has 5 exons. Gene Ontology annotation, molecular function: glucan 1,4-alpha-glucosidase activity; starch binding. Lineage: Eukaryota; Fungi; Ascomycota; Eurotiomycetes; Eurotiales; Trichocomaceae. The record is from RefSeq and is a predicted model, not a curated record. The coding region runs from base 1 to 1932 and encodes 643 amino acids. Gene Ontology annotation, cellular component: fungal-type vacuole. Gene Ontology annotation, biological process: polysaccharide catabolic process.